CCCAGCUGCGGCAAGAGCGAACAACAGAGGAUCAGAAAAGCGGCGAGUGAUGCACAACGGGUGUUGCGCAGUUACGUCUGGAUUAUUAAGUGACAUUUAGACAUGAACAUUAACAAUAUGUUUACGAGCCUGUUAUGUUUCGGGCGGCAAUGCACGAAACCUUCUGCUGUAGCAAGGUGCUACGCUUCAGUUGCUGCAAAUUCAGUAGAUAAAGACAAUAUAAAACCAAAAACUGGUAUAUUAAUGUUAAACAUGGGUGGUCCUACCAAUACCAAUCAAGUUCAUGAGUAUUUAUUAAGAAUAAUGACUGAUCGUGAUAUGAUUCAACUUCCAGUUCAAAGUAAAUUAGGUCCUUGGAUAGCCAAACGUCGUACUCCAGAAGUACAGAAAAAGUAUUCUGAGAUUGGUGGUGGAUCGCCAAUUCUACGAUGGACGAAUAAACAGGGCGAACUUUUAUGCAAAAAACUGGAUAAAAUUUCGCCUGAAACUGCACCUCAUAAGUAUUAUGUUGCCUUUCGAUAUGCAGAUCCUCUUACAGAAGAUACCCUUGAGAGGAUACACAACGAUGGAGUACAACAUACUGUACUUUUUUCUCAAUAUCCUCAAUAUAGUUGUUCAACUUCAGGUUCCAGUUUUAAUGCUAUAUACAAUUAUUACAAAACUAGAGAGUCACCAAAUGGCAUGAAAUGGAGCAUAAUCGAUAGAUGGGCUACGCAUCCACUUCUUGUAAAAACAUUUGUCGAAAGAAUUAAAGAGGAACUUGCACAAUUUUCUAGCGAAAAAAGAGACGAUGUGAUAAUUUUAUUUUCAGCUCAUUCUUUACCGUUACAGGUUGUAAACAGAGGAGAUUCUUAUCCUGCAGAAGUUGGAGCCACAGUUGCAUUAGUAAUGCAGGAAUUAAAUUAUUGUAAUCCAUACAGCUUGGUAUGGCAAUCAAAGGUUGGACCUACAUCAUGGCUAGGACCUUUUACCGAUGAAGCGUUGAAAGGUUACGUUAAACAGGGCAAGAAAAAUUUUAUUUUGGUACCAAUUGCAUUUGUAAAUGAGCAUAUUGAAACUCUUCACGAAUUGGAUAUAGAAUAUUGCCGAGAACUUGCCGAAGAACUUGGUAUUGAGACGAUACGAAGAGCUGCCGCGCCUAAUGAUCAUCCUAUUUUCAUCGACGCUUUGACGGACAUUGUUGUGUCUCGUCUUAGAUCAAAACAAUCUGUAAAUCCUAAAUUUUUAACACGGUGUCCUCAUUGUGUAAAUUUAAAUUGCGAUGCUAGCAAAAAAUGGUACGCUGAAAUCUGUAAAAAUUAAUGAUAUUUGCGAUUAAGUGC
This is a messenger RNA of Mycetomoellerius zeteki, 1322 nucleotides long. It is a transcript of the gene FeCH, whose product is annotated as ferrochelatase, mitochondrial. The transcript has 9 exons. The record is from RefSeq and is a predicted model, not a curated record. Bases 103 to 1302 code for a protein of 399 amino acids. Gene Ontology annotation, molecular function: protoporphyrin ferrochelatase activity. Gene Ontology annotation, biological process: heme biosynthetic process. Gene Ontology annotation, cellular component: mitochondrion. NCBI's taxonomy places the organism in Eukaryota, Metazoa, Arthropoda, Insecta, Hymenoptera, Formicidae.